This is a messenger RNA of Alosa alosa (allis shad), 2507 nucleotides long. Its product is annotated as zinc finger and SCAN domain-containing protein 2-like. The record is from RefSeq and is a predicted model, not a curated record. The coding region runs from base 205 to 1617 and encodes 470 amino acids. The transcript is spliced from 10 exons. NCBI's taxonomy places the organism in Eukaryota, Metazoa, Chordata, Actinopteri, Clupeiformes, Clupeidae. Gene Ontology annotation, biological process: mitotic spindle assembly checkpoint signaling.
CACACUACUAUUCUCAGUUUGACAGCACAGACGGGCUCUGACAGUAGCCUACCUGUAUGCUGUCUGGUCCUACCACUCUGGUAGUAGCGGCACUUAGGAAGACAUAACGCCAAAGACUGCUGCUACCUACCUGACGACUCGACACGGAGGGGAGACGGCACAAAGGUGCAUGAAGUUUCCAGCAGGCCUAUACAUAUUGUGAAGAUGGACGAUAUCAAUCAGCAGAAUAUGGACAUGAGGCACAAACAAGCCUGCAUCAAUCUGGAAAGGGCCACUCAAUUUAUCACACAAGCAUUAGAGCAUGAAGUAGGUCGAAACCGGGAGUUUUGCAUGUUGAUUCGUCGCCUGGAGGAGAGGAAGGUGGAGACUGAGAGGAGCCUGACGGAGCAUGUGCAGUCAAACAGACAGCUGACGCUGAAGAUUGAAGAACUACAGAAACUCCUGGAGGAAAAAGACAACUCACUCACACUAGCCCACCAGACUGUGGCUCUGCUGGAAAAUGAACUGAAGGACCUGUAUCAACAGUUCCAGACCCAAGAGAGUACACAUCGGACAUUUCAGAAAGUGAAUGAAUGUCUGCAGGACUGGGAGAGCCACCUCAAAGUUGAGAGCUCGCUGGACUUUUCUGACUCAGAGAGGCUGGAGAGUCCCGUGGUGGAGAUUAAAGAGGAAGCAGCAGCUGAGAAUGAUGGCUGUGGAGAGUACCGUCAGCCUGCUGAGGAAACUCACUCCAGAACAGAAUACAGCAUCUGUACAGAUAUCGAUAUGAAGACGGAACUUAUCCAGGAUGAGCAAAAGAAAUCAAACAGAAAUCCAGUCGUGUCCCCUGAAACGCACCUGUCCAGUACAGAACCUGUGUCUCUGGCCCAGUUUAAGGAAGUGUCAGUGGUGCUGGUGGACUGCUCUUGGAGGCAGGAACAGCGUGGAACGGAUGCAGAGGACAAAAGCGAUGACCAGCGAAAAGGGACAUCCAACUCCUCAACUUCACCACCCUCCGGGACACCGGAUAUCCGCAGUGUCCAGCAGACGUCCCCCUCCUCCAUCUCUCCCACCACCGAGACUGAGGAGAGGUUCGAACACGUCUCUGACGUGUGUAAGAAAACAUUUCUGCACAGCCCAACGCUUGGGACGCACCGGCACGUGAACAUGGCAGGGAUGCCUUACACCUACUCCCUAUGUGGCGAGAACUUCACCGUACGUACCGAACUUCUGGACCAUGUGCGCCUCCACUCUGGGGAGAAGCAGUACCUGUGCACCACCUGUGGCAAAACCUUCACCACUGAGGUAAACCUCAAGAGACACCAGUGGACUCACACGGGGAAGAGUCCGCACACCUGUGGCCAGUGCAACAAGAGCUUCACAAGACGACUGACCCUUCUGGAACACCUGCGCGUCCACACCGGGGAGAAGCCGCACCAGUGCGCCACGUGUGGGAAAAGGUUCGCUGCCUAUAAAAACCUCCGGACACAUCAGUGGACUCACACAGGAUGGAGUCCGCACACCUGCGCGCAGUGUGGGAAGGGUUUCCCACGGCGCGAUCGCCUCGAGGACCAUCAGCGCUCUCACUCUCACUCCAGGGAGUUUUCAACACCACAACAGAGCAAAGGCAGUACGUAGACUGUCUAAAACAAACAAAAAGGGUCAUGUUCCCAGCUGGAAGAGCAAUGUUACAAUGCAAUGCAAUGCAAUGCAAUACCAGAGGUGCAUUCAAAUUUGGAAACAUAGGCGAACGUUUGCCAACGGGUUUCUGCUUGCCUUGAGUUUUUGGCAAACGUGUUCGCCACAAACGCUUGCCACUGUUUGCCUAAUUUGAAUGCGCCUCAACCACAAAACACAUCAGGAAUUUGUCAUAACGUUUAAAGAGGAUACAAUAACCCAAAAAUUUUAAAAUAUACAUGUGUUUAUUUCAUUAUAUAUUCACAUCACAAAGCAACAGUGCAAUCAAUUUUGCACAGAGUAGGCUAAUGUGAAGUGUCUCAGCACCUCAUAACGAACUUGCCGAAAGAAAUAGGACAUUGUAACACAAUGACACAAUUUGGGAGACGCAGUGUAAGACACCCUGGUAAAGCUACUCCACACCAGGGGGAAACCAGAAAGUUCCAACUUUCUGGUGGAAAUCUGACCAUAAAAUGGUAUAUAAUUGUAUACAGUGGAGGUGCCCAUUGUCAUAAAUUGUACAGAAACAUGAAAAACCUGAAGGGGAUAAUUCAUGUCGCAGCUUUUUGAGCAAUGUUGCUGGGCCACUACAUAACCAUUUCCAUGUGUUCUGAUUGGAUGAAAAUUUGCCUACUGAUGAUUAAAGUUCCCCUGCAACAUUGCACAAAAAGUUGCUUAAGAGGAUAUAAAAAAAUUGCUCCGGUACAAAAAUACAUUGGAUGAGGUUAUAAAGGCAAAGGGAGGACAAACAUACAGAACAUGUCAUAGAGAGGGAUGCUAAUGUUUGCACUGGCACAAUUUCUACGAUUUGUAAAAAACUGACCAUGCAAUAAAUAUUGUGUUAACAAUGA